Molecule: messenger RNA, 1065 nt
Organism: Odontomachus brunneus
Lineage: Eukaryota; Metazoa; Arthropoda; Insecta; Hymenoptera; Formicidae
Exons: 5
Coding region: 320-832 (170 amino acids)
Biological process (GO): retrograde protein transport, ER to cytosol; endoplasmic reticulum unfolded protein response
Cellular component (GO): Derlin-1-VIMP complex; Derlin-1 retrotranslocation complex; endoplasmic reticulum membrane
Source: RefSeq, a predicted model, not a curated record
AUAUCGGAGUGAAUAUCGGAACGCAGCUAAAUUUCUUCAUUGGCUUGUACAUAAGAAAAGGACAACAAUCCCUCUUGGAUUUCUCUUUCUUGGAUCACUUCUUGAGUAUUAGAGGGCAUUCCAAUAUUCUUAUUAUUUAAUGCACAUCCGUAAUGACAACCAAGUUGUGAGGUGCGGUUAGGUUAGUUUAGGUUAGGUUAGAAUUUUUACAAAUUUACACAAGUGAUCGUUGGCGUAUGGCAAUCGCUCGAGCGUCCAAGAGCUGCGUAUGAUAACAGUCAUAACACGCAUCUAAGAGAAUUGUGUCAUCUAAAAGAAUAUGGAACAAUCCGUCGACAGUUCAAAUUAUUUUCAAAUAAUUUGGUCUCAUAUAGCCUCUGUGGGAUGGUACAUUGUAGGGCUCUUAGCUAUCACCUAUUAUGUAUUUCCACAUAUCCAAGAGAAAUAUAGAAAUUGGAAAUCGGUACAAAAUCAACAGAGUGAUGCUGCUCAUUCCAAGAGUAGGUUUAACCUAGAAACAGAUCAAUUAUCACGGACAUCAGCUAAUGUAGAAUUAGCGCGACAGAAACUACAAGAGACAUACGACCAAAACUGCAUCUUAGCAAAGCUUAAAGAAGAAGAGGAGAAAGAAAAGAAAAGGCAAAAAGUUAUAAAAUUAUUGGAGGGUAAAGAAGUAGGUAAAAGGCUAGGCAGUUCGUCAGAUAAUCAAGCACCUAGUACGAGCUCAAAUUCAAAAUCACUCAAAUCAGAUUACAAUCCCCUAAUGGGCGAUAAUACCCGCGGAUAUCGUCCUCCGAAACGUAGCUGUUGUGGGAAAGGUGGUUGCGGUUAAUUGCGUUAUUAUACCAGAUUAUACGUGAAAAUUGUUAUGAAAAAGACUAUAACGAACAGAGCAAAAGGGAAAAUAAUUUAAUGGAUAAAAUGACAUUUAACGUAGAAUAUCUUAUUUACAGAAUAAUGAUAAAUUAUCAAAAUAUGUGCAAAAUAUGUUUUCUUAUAAAAGCAAUGAAUCAUACUAUACCAUUUUUAUCAAGUGUUAUUAAAUAAAAGUUUCAGUAAGUUUCA